Molecule: messenger RNA, 1659 nt
Organism: Camelina sativa (false flax)
Lineage: Eukaryota; Viridiplantae; Streptophyta; Magnoliopsida; Brassicales; Brassicaceae
Product: equilibrative nucleotide transporter 3-like
Biological process (GO): nucleoside transmembrane transport
Cellular component (GO): plasma membrane
Molecular function (GO): nucleoside transmembrane transporter activity
Source: RefSeq, a predicted model, not a curated record
GUCUUAUCCUUUGUCAAACUUCAAACCUAUGCGCACAAAUUCAAUAAAUAAACAAACACAUUGACUCUCCGAAGUCUCUUGUGCUAAGUUUCAGGUAAGUACGUUCGUGCAUACUAUCUUGAUCAAACGUCGUAUUGUGUUAAAUACAUUCACUAGUAUAUAACAUUAAUAUGCGUUAUCUGCAACUAUUUGAGAAGAGUAUAACAAUGGUGAAUAUUUGUGAAAAUCAAGCUCCUGAAAAGCUUCAGGGAAAGUAUCAAGCAAUGGCUGUUUGCUAUAUUCUUGGAGUCGGAACUAUCAUUUCUUGGAACAGUAUGCUCACAAUUGGAGAUUAUUACUACUACGUUUUUCCGGAUUACCAUCCUUCAAGGGUACUCACAGUAGUAUAUCAACCUUUUGCACUUGGAACAAUCAUGAUUUUCGCAUACCGCGAAUCAAAAAUCAAUACCCGAAAGCGUAACAUGAUCGGUUACAUGCUAUCCACAAUAUCUACAUUCUUGCUCAUUGUUUUGGAUUUGGCAACAAAAGGACACGGUGGGAUGUUACCUUACAUUGGUUUAUGCGCAAUUGUUGCUUCGUUUGGACUAGCGGACGCUACUGUGCGCGGAGGAAUGAUGGGAGACUUAUCAUUCAUGUGCCCUGAACUCAUCCAGUCAUACAUGGCCGGUUUGGCUAUAUCUGGUGCUCUAACAUCAGCAAUUAGGCUAAUCACUAAAGCAGCUUUUGAGAAAUCACAUGACGGUCUACGAAAAGGAGCAAUGAUAUUCUUAGCAACCGCAACAUUCAUAGAGUUUAUGUGCGUUAUUUUAUACGCGUAUGUGUUCCCAAAACUUCCCAUUAUUAAGUACUACCGAAGUAAAGCCGCUUCUGAAGGAUCAAAGACUGUUUCUGCUGAUCUUAUUGCUGCUGGUAUCCUCAACCAAUCAGAAUCGACUAAUGAUGAUUCCAAGAAUCAAAGGCUAAGCAACAAAGAGUUGUUGCUUCAAAACACAGACUAUGCAAUGAAUAUAUUCCUCCUCUACCUUUUGACAUUAUCCAUUGUUCCCGGGUUUUUAUAUGAGAACACGGGACAACACGGACUAGGCACAUGGUACGCGCUUGUUCUAAUAGCGAUGUACAAUUGUUGGGAUAUGGUUGGAAGGUACACACCGCUGGUAAAAUGGCUCAAAAUUGAGAAUAGAAAAGGACUCACAAUUGCCGUUUUGUUGCGUUUUUUCCUCAUUCCAACGUUCUACUUCACUGCAAAAUAUGGUGAUCAAGGAUGGAUGAUUAUGCUCAUUUCUAUUUUGGGACUGACUAAUGGACAUCUCAGUGUCUGCAUUCUCACUGUAGCUCCUAAAGGCUACAAGGGUCCGGAGCAGAAUGCGUUAGGGAAUUUACUGGUAAUGUUUCUGUUAGGAGGAGUAUUUGCCGGAGUUGCCUUGGAUUGGUUAUGGCUUAUUGGUAAGAAGAAUGUCUUUUGAGUUAUGAACAAGAUUCUUGAUCACAUAAAAAUAAACGAAAUUAUGAGCAUUUCCAUGUAACUGGAGAUUAUUAUUAUUAUUAUUUUGUCAUUCCGCUCAAAAAUCAAUCUAUAUCCUGUAACUUGUAAGUGUCUAAAGUCGAUCAUGUUUUAAGUCUGUUUCUUCACCCGCAAGAGUAUACUUUAUUGUGUUUCGG